Messenger RNA from Trichophyton rubrum CBS 118892, 399 nucleotides. RefSeq lists its product as uncharacterized. The record is from RefSeq and is a predicted model, not a curated record. Lineage: Eukaryota; Fungi; Ascomycota; Eurotiomycetes; Onygenales; Arthrodermataceae. The transcript is spliced from 2 exons. The coding region runs from base 1 to 399 and encodes 132 amino acids.
AUGCCUGAAUGGGGAAGAAAGGAUAGUCUAUGCCAGGAUGUGCAGCAGGUUUUUUCGUCUUUGAUACCUCCACCGGCCGAACGACAAGGAAACCAGCCGUUACAGGGCCAGCUAGGCGUAUCCAAACUGCGUCUAAUGCAGACAAACAAGAGCGCUGGUGUUACAUGGCGAGUAAAACUAGGCCGACAGCUUUUACAGCAUAUCCGACACAUCAGGCGGAGCGACAGGUCAGACUAUCAUGUACGAAGUGGUCGGAACUCAAUUUGUUACAUGGAUGGCGAGAGCUGGGAUGGUUCCGGAGGCAUGGAUGAGUUGGAAGAGGCUGCAGCAGUGUGUGUGGAGACCAGACCACUUGUCCUUUCUCAAGAGAACCACCCAGGUACGACAGUAGGCGGAUGA